Messenger RNA from Pyrus x bretschneideri (Chinese white pear), 1056 nucleotides. RefSeq lists its product as uncharacterized. The record is from RefSeq and is a predicted model, not a curated record. The transcript is spliced from 2 exons. Bases 77 to 904 code for a protein of 275 amino acids. Lineage: Eukaryota; Viridiplantae; Streptophyta; Magnoliopsida; Rosales; Rosaceae.
GGGAUUGGAUUCAAUUCCAGAUGACAACUUGGUCAGCAGCCAAUCAACCCAAAAUUCAGUUUCACGCAGCAAAUCGAUGAAUUCUGCAGACCGGUUCGAUGGAUGUGACUCAAUUCAGCAUCACCGGGUAAAGUCGAGUCAAUCAUUUAGAGAGAUGCCUACAUUUUUUGAGCUAGAUAAUGAGGAAUUCUUUGUUCUCAGCUUUGAGAGUGAGAGGAAAAGCAAGGAAACAAAAACAAAAGGGAGGAAAUGUGAAAAGGAACAGAGCGAAAAAACCGAAAACAGAAGAAAAAGAAAGGCAGAGAAGAAGAAGCAACUUCAAGAAGGACAAAGCAGAAGGACUUUGAAAGAUUUGAAUUGGAGAGAGAUGAUGAGAAGCAGAAGCACUUCAGAUAGAAGCACUUCUGAUGAAGAUUCAAAAAGUACUUCAAUUGCUACAAAGACGAUAGAGAAGAAGAAGACUACAUGUGAUGUGCUUAAAAAUGUAGAAUCUGAGUUCAGCUCAGAAGAUUUAAGCCCGGUUUCGAUUCUCGAUUGUGGUCAAUUUCUUGUUGAUCCGGAAGUCCUUUCUUCAGAAGAAGAUCGAAGUUUUGCCAAUUCAUGCAAAGAAAUUUGUCCAAAUGGUGAUGCAAGAAGAACAAAGAGAAGAGAAGGCAAUUGUCUUGGACCAAAGAAGAAAGAAUUUCACAGAGCAAAGCAUAUUGGGAUGUGGAGUGAGAUUUAUAGGCUGACUGAAGCUGAAUUGGUCGGUUCAAAUUGGAUCAUAAAAAACAAAGGCACGUGGAAUUUUGAAGCUAUUUCUGCAGGCAUUGGUGCAGAUUUCGAGUCACAGAUUCUUGGUCAAUUAUUAGACGAGCUUGUAGAUCAAUUUGCUGAUUUUCCCAUGGAAAUUCAGAACCUGUAAGAUUUACAACCUUUGUAAAUUUUAGCAUCAAAAUAAAUCAAAUCAACCAACAAAAUAUUGUAUUUCUUAGAAGCAUAGAUUUUCUUCGUUCAAGCGAUAGUAAAUCUGUCUUAAUUAAAUUUAAAUUAUGAAGAGUUAGAUUUGAACUUCGA